CACAAGAGUUUUCAUCAGCUUAGCUGGCAAAGCACGACCCCGCGACCUAGGGCUUGGCCUUUGCGAAGCAGAGACGCGGCUUAACAUCUUAACGAAGUCGGAUCUACAGCAAAGCUUAUAUAGCUGAGGCGUCGCUGAUUUGUGGCUCAAAGAUGCAGCAAUUGCGGGGAUUGCGGAGCGCUCAGUGCCCACAGCGGGCACUAAGAAGCGCAUCGGCGCGCCAAAUGUGUGUCAGGGCAUCUGCGUACAAGACAGCGCCGCCGCAGCUGGGCGUGUUGAGCAAGGAGCAGGUUGACAAGUUCCACCGCGACGGAUUUCUGGUGCUGGAGAAGUUCGCCAGCCCGGAAGAGUGCGCGGCGCUGCAAAAGCGCAUGGACCAGCUGCUCCAAGACUUUGACCCACAGACCGUCUCGAUCUUCAGCACCAAGAACCAGGCGGCCACCACAGACAACUACUUCCUCCGCAGCGCCAGCGACAUCGGUUUCUUCUUCGAGGACAAAGCGUUUGACGAGGCGGGGCAGCUGCGGCAGGCCAAGGAGCUGUCCAUCAACAAGGUCGGACAUGCUCUUCACGACCUGGACCCGGUGUUCCGGCAGUUCAGCCGCUCCGCCGCCGUGUGCAACGUGAUGCGCAGCCUGGGCUACGCCCGCCCGCUGCCGGUGCAGUCCAUGUACAUCUUCAAGCAGCCCAGCAUCGGCGGCGAGGUGGUGCCGCACCAGGACUCGUCCUUCAUCCACACGUCGCCACUGAGCUGCGUGGGGCUGUGGUGGGCGCUGGAGGACUGCACCAAGGACAACGGCUGCCUGUGGGCUAUGCCAGGCAUCCACAAGGACGGCCUCAAGCGGCGCUUCACGCUGGGCCCGGGCGGCAAGGUGUCGUUCGACGCGCCACAGCCCGCCUACGACCUGUCGCAGUUCGUGCCGCUGGAAUGCCCCGCAGGCACGCUGGUGCUGCUGCAGGGCGAGAAUGUGCACUACAGCGCCGAGAACACCUCGCCCGUGUCGCGCCACUCCUACUCCAUGCACCUGGUGGAGAGCGCGCCCGGCGUCACCUGGAGCGCCGACAACUGGGCUCAGCGGGCACCGGAAAACCCCUGGCAGCCUCUCUACUAAAAAGAUUGGCAAGCUAACCUCCUGCCAAGCUGUGGAGCCAUAGCUAGCGCCCAUGCUUCGAGACACCGCAGCAGCUUUCCUGCUAGGGUCCUUGAUGCCGUGGUAUGUACAGUAGAAGCUUUCAGUUUGAUGUUGCUGUCAUCGGCUGUCAUGCGUGUGGGUCGCGUGAUGGUGUGCUUAGGGCGGGCCGGUGGUGGGGGUGCGGGGGGCUCGUCGACGUGCAUCGUAGGGCCUGUGCAUGCUGAAGCUUUUUUUAAAUUGAUAGCUUAUUGUGUUUUCGCAUGCAAGCGUUUAGAGAUCGCCGUUCCGCUGGCUGCGGACUGAAGGCUGCAACACAACGCGCAAGCCCGUUUCGCGCUGUAUGGAUGAAGCGGUCACACUGUAAAGUAUCUCAAUC
Messenger RNA from Chlamydomonas reinhardtii, 1509 nucleotides. RefSeq lists its product as uncharacterized. Lineage: Eukaryota; Viridiplantae; Chlorophyta; Chlorophyceae; Chlamydomonadales; Chlamydomonadaceae. The record is from RefSeq and is a predicted model, not a curated record. The coding region runs from base 225 to 1112 and encodes 295 amino acids. The transcript is spliced from 9 exons.